Molecule: messenger RNA, 6663 nt
Organism: Megachile rotundata (alfalfa leafcutting bee)
Lineage: Eukaryota; Metazoa; Arthropoda; Insecta; Hymenoptera; Megachilidae
Gene: lap
Product: phosphatidylinositol-binding clathrin assembly protein lap
Biological process (GO): clathrin coat assembly; clathrin-dependent endocytosis; synaptic vesicle budding from presynaptic endocytic zone membrane
Cellular component (GO): clathrin-coated vesicle; extrinsic component of presynaptic endocytic zone membrane; synaptic vesicle
Molecular function (GO): clathrin heavy chain binding; phosphatidylinositol-4,5-bisphosphate binding; 1-phosphatidylinositol binding
Source: RefSeq, a predicted model, not a curated record
UUAUUUUCUUUUGUUAUUUAUGACAUAUAUAUGUACAACGUAUAAAAGAGUAAGAAGAGACAGGGAUAAGGUUUGGAAGGAUCAAAAUACAGUCAAAACACGAGAACCGUAAGAAUGGAUGACAAUACAAAGGAUACUCCGCUACUGACCGCUGAAAAUAUGAUAAUAAAGAGAAAAAAAGUAACAGUGAUUAUUUUUUCUGAGAAAGAAUCUUUAAUGCAAGGACAAUUAACUAUAAACUUAAAAAUUGAUAAGAGUACAGCAAUAUAGCGAUAAAAUAUGUUGGCCGGCGGUAUGACGUCAGAAAUGGUGGGCCGUGUUUGCGGAGAAACUCGAGGAUUGGCUGUCAGGAGUGAUCGGUCCGGCGAAGGAGUAGGAGGUCCGGGUCGCCAUUUUGGCAGGUUGCGAGAGCCUUCUGUCGUCACCGUGAGCUGAGCUGUCGUCCACCCUGCUUAGCCGUAAACGCGUGCGAGAGAGCUGUUCGGCUCGAUCGAAUCGCGAUUUCGUAGACAGGCCGGUACCGGGAAUUACGAAAUCGAUAGAUCGAGAAGAACCGGCUGCGCGUCGUAUUUUUCAUUCGGUACUCGUUUAAUCGCUCGAUCGUUCGAGUGAGACAUUUCGUCAGUUACCGCGAGUGGUGUGCGUGUGACACGUUAAUCGUUAUCGACGAGUCGAGGAACGAUCGCUAGAAGUGUUAAUACGUUAGAAUCGGACGAUCGAAGAGUACAUCGAAGAGAGCUUGUAAAAAAUUCGAGUGUGACAGAAGCAGCGACAGUAUGGCGGGACAAACCAUCAACGACAGACUAUUGGCAGCGAGGCACAGUAUCGCCGGGCAGGGCCUUGCCAAAUCCGUGUGUAAAGCUACAACCGAGGAGAUGAUAGGUCCGAAAAAGAAACAUCUCGAAUAUUUGGUACGAUGCACGAACGAACCGAACGUGUCGGUACCUCAACUAGCGAAUUUGCUGAUAGAACGGUCACAGAACACGAACUGGACAGUGGUUUUCAAAGCUUUGAUCACGGUCCACCAUAUACUUUGUUAUGGCAACGAGAGGUUUACGCAGUACCUGGCGUCCAGCAACAGCACGUUUCAGCUCAGUAAUUUUCUCGAUAAAAGCGGCGUGCAAGGAGCACGCAUCGGUUAUGACAUGUCACCGUUUAUUCGAAGAUACGCGAAAUAUCUGAACGAGAAGGCUCUUUCCUACAGAACGGUAGCGUUUGAUUUCUGCAAAGUGAAAAGAGGAAAAGAUGAUCGCACUCUGCGCACAAUGAAUGCCGAGAAAUUAUUGAAAACCUUACCGGUUCUGCAGGCACAAUUGGACGCGUUACUCGAAUUCGACUGUACCGCUAAUGACCUUACAAACGGCGUUAUAAACAUGGCUUUCAUGCUCCUUUUUCGAGAUCUGAUUCGACUAUUCGCUUGCUACAACGAUGGCAUUAUUAAUUUACUAGAAAAAUAUUUUGAUAUGAAUAAAAAGCAAUGCCGCGAGGCUUUGGAUUUGUACAAAAAGUUCCUGAUACGAAUGGAUCGGGUCGGCGAAUUCCUGAAAGUUGCCGAGAAUGUCGGUAUCGAUAAGGGGGAUAUACCUGAUCUAACAAAGGCUCCGAGUAGCCUGUUGGAUGCGUUAGAGCAACACCUCGCUUCGUUAGAAGGAAAGAAGGGCUCCGCAGCGAACACUCCAACGCAGUCGGCAAGCAAUAGAACGAAUGUAAAGUCGGGAGUGUCCGCCCUGUCUUCCACCAGUACUGCGUUUGGAACAGCAGCGAGUAACAAUCGCCUCGACCAUGCCGGCAAUGGACAUAUCGAUGAAGCGUUGCGGCAGCAAGCUCUCGCGGAAGAGGAAGCUGCUAUGAAUCAAUACAAGGCAAAAGUGCAAUCUCCGUCGGGUGGUCCCAGUACGAAUCCAUUCCUCAGUUCACCGACGAAUAACGCUAACCAGCCGAUCGUAGAUCUGUUUGGUGCACCAUCGGCGACAGCCGAGAGUCAGUCGCAAAAAGCUUCGGACGAUCUGCUCCAGUUGGCAGGCAAUCCUUUCGCGGAUAUGUUUGGUGCGCCACAACCUGCAGCUGUCCCAACCACACAAGCGCAAAACAAUAUGUGGAUGACUAACGGUAACGGUUUUGCCGCAGUGCCUCCAGCAAAUAAUAACUUUGUUACAGAUAACAGUUUCUCUUCCGUAUUUGGCAAUCAAGACUCCCAAUCCGCAGGGCAACAGCAGAAUGCAGCAUCCACGGGGAAAGUUUUGACCGGAGAUUUAGAUAGCAGCCUUGCUAGCCUUGCCCAGAAUUUGACUAUCAAUAAAAGUGCGCAGCAGCAGGUGAAGGGUAUACAGUGGAAUUCGCCUAAAAACGCUGCGAAAACCAGAGGCCCAGCCGGUGGAUGGACACCGCAACCGAUGGCGGCAACAACCGGUGCUGGUUACCGCCCAAUGUUGUACAACGCAUGCAUGGCGUCUGGCAUGCUACCGGCUGUUGCAGGGUCAAGGAAUGACGCAACUUCCUCCGUCUACCUUGGGCUUCCCUCCCCACACCGCACCAUUGGAAUUCGGAUUGGAAUCGAGCGGACGAAGCACCAAUUCUGUAAAUAUCGUGUAAUAUGCCUAGAAAAUGUGCCCCGCUUAUUCUCGUUAUUCAGCGUCAUCCGCCAUGACCCGUCCCCGGAGAUUCGUCGAAAAGAAAGUAAUCUACCUGGAUCGACGGCGUCGACGAAUUCUCGUAAACAUAUUUCUACCGCUGAUCGAAUAUGAUCGAAUAUGAUCGAAUAUGAUCAAAUAUGAUCGAAUAUAAUCGCAUAUACGGGUUUUCUCAGUUUACGGCGGUUGCCUUACCGAGAUACGCGUGUAGUCUCAGUGUAUACAGUUCUACGAAGCGACUAUAAAUAGAGAGUUUAUAGACAAGUUACACAGAUGAGCCGUAUUGCGUUUAGAAUUCCAUGAACGCGUGGAUGCAACUAUUCCGUAAGAGUUGACUGUGAUAGUACUGCAUUGACACUGUAGCGUUUUCCAGUAAUUCUCGCCCGAAGAAUAUACUGGCUAAAUAUGACAGAAAUUGAAAUUGUAUGUGCGCGCACGUGUGCAUGUGUUCGUAUGCGUCAGUGAAGAGUCGUUACGUAGCAGAAGUAGAGAGUUUCAUAUAGUUCCACAAAAGCUUUAUUCUGGAAGAUGCAUCGAGUGAAGAAGUAUCGUCUCUCUGUGCUGAGAGAACACGUCAAUCGGUUUCGUCAUGAUUCUAAACGUACAUACGUCAAAAAAAUUAUAUAUAGUUGGCUGAUGCAUGAUGUAUCCAUAGUAAUGUAAUACAUAUUGAAUAUCACGUAUGCACGUGUACGUACGCGUCAUUUGUAUAUGUGUAUACGUGUAUUGUACCCAAAUCCGCACGAAGAAGACAACGUUAAAGAUUUAAAAAUACCUAAAUAUAUGUAUAUACGUAUAUAUUAUAUAUAAAUAUAUAUAUGUAUAUAUAUAUAUAUAUAAAUGUAUAUGUACAUGGCGAAAUACUAAAUAUGAUGGCGCACCCUUGUCGCUCUUCGUUUCAUUUUUCGUACUAUCUUCAUUUCGACUCAGGGCGCUGAAGCAGUUAUGAUGUAUCCGUUCUUAAAGUAUUAAAUACUGAAUAAUAAUUAUAUAUAUAUAUAUAUAUAUAUAUGUAUAUAUAUAUACAUCUAAAAAAAAAUGUAUAUAUAUAUAAAGAGAGAGGGAGAGAGAGAGAGUGAAAGCGAGUGAGCGAAACAGUGGAGUGAAUGUGCAGAGUGAAUUGUUAGGUGGCCCAGCUAAUGUUCUUUAUCCGUAUACCGUUCCGAACUGUCUUAAUUAGGUAAUUAAACGAACUAUGUACACAAAUUAAGGUUAUGAUACUCAUACGAUUAAUUAUGAAUGUAAUAUGUGAGUCUACGAUUCAGUAUGGUACUAUUAAUAUAGUCAAUAAUGACUGUUAUAAGGUCUAAUUCGGGAUUCGUUUUGUCCCUCGGCGUGUGCAGCUACCUCCACGAAUCUGCGCUAUAGAAUUACGAGGAACAUGUAUCUUUAUUUCCGUCUAGAGUUUGCCAAUCGAGAGGCUGCACGGAAUCUUAGGUGGACAAAUAAAAUGUACCAGAAUAUUUUAUUUUUCUCUCGACGAAACCAUGUCUGAUCACAAUUUCUUACGAUUGAUUUGGGCAGUGUAUCCGAAGUGAAAGAAAGGAUUUCGUGUACGUAAACGCCAGAGAAACUGAAAUAGGAGAACGAAAUAGAAACGAGGAAUGUUGAUGAAUCGCAAUUGCUCGUAGUUGCCAGUUAUUUCUUCAUCGUUUUCGUAUUUUCUCGUUACGAGUAUCUUUUUCAAAUUAUUUCCAGUAAUGUUUUAGGUAAUGCAGAAUUUUGAUAAAUCUUUGCAAAGUUUAAAGAAAACAUUCCAUUUAAAAGAAAACGUUGUUAUUGGACCAUUGAGUCUGUUAAAAAAUUGAUUUGUCGAGUGACAGUAAUAUCGGAAAUCGACGUCAAGUUUUUCUUUCGAUACUGCCAGAUAAUUCUCGGUACGAGGACGAAUAGAAUUUGUGCUGGUUACAUGUACGCGCGGGAAGGAAAUUCGAACGGAAUCGAAGAUAAAAGAAAGUAUAAAAGAUUGUUUGGUGUGUUGGACUGUCCGAAGAAUCAGGGGUGUGCAAAUUUCUUUCCCCAUCGGACCAUGAAAAAACAUAUUGGAAAAGGUACAAAUUGUCGCGCGACAAACUUUCCGUAAACUAGUUAGCAACGGUAACAGUCUACAAUUCUUUAAGCCUAAUCUCUUCGUUAGAUAUUAACUUACAAAUUUCAAAUAUUCUCCAUUUUUCAGACGUUAUUCUUUAAGAUAUUCGUGCACCCCUGGUACGAGUUCGUAACUGAUUUACCAUUGCGUGUCCUUGUAUAAUGCGAUCAUAGAAGUUGACGAGAACAACGGCUAUAGAAAACUAGAUCAUAAAUAACAUGUUCAAUUAACAUCUAUGAAUCACGCGAGGAACUGGUCACCAUUAAGUUUAAGAAAGUGUUUCUGUUGAAUUGUUCGAAAAACAGUGCGUGGAAGUUCGAUACGGUAAAACGUCGUUGGCCAGAAUACUCGAGGUGGAAACAGAUUUCAAACUACGUAAGGAUGAAUUUAAAGCUGAAUUAAUUAAGCUACUAUUUUCUGUAAAGGUGCUGGACAAAUAAAGUUUCGUGGAUGAUAUACAACAAGAUACAAAAGCUUCCUGCCAGUUACGCUCUUCGCUCUGUCUUAAAAGUAGACGCGCGUCUCGAUAAAUAAUAAUUUAUAGCUUGACGGAAGCUUUUGAACCUCAGCGUAUACGUAAAAUAUCAACGAUCAAUAAAGAAAUGUCUAAAAUAUCUAUUUCUGUAAAUACCGUACACCGAAAAGACUAUUCGAUUCAACGCUAAUUAAUAAAGUUGGAAUUAAUGAGAUCACGCUUCGCACAAAUGAUACAUGGAUAACGAUAGAAUCUUAUUAAUUCAGACUCGCCCAAGGUUAUGUCUCAAGAGAAGAAAAGAAUAGCAAUGUGAUGUCGUAUCUCGAAAUUGUAAUUCUGUUCAAAUUCGUGAACGGUGUCAUUUUAUCGCAUCACAAUUGUUAUGUUCUGAAAGGGUUGCUUGAACGAUUAUGGAUCUUGUCGAAUGCUACACACAAUUUGUUCGUGUAAACUUACUGGUGAUCGAGUGUAACAGGACAAUAUAUACACAUACAUAUUCACAUAUUUUAUCGAAAAUUGUAGAGCAGUAGCAAUCUAUGUAACUCUCCCUUGUCGACUAGAGAAAGAUAGCACGAUAUAUUAGAGAUAAAGAAAAAAAAGAAAGGAACGCUAUAUUAAAUCUUUCGCCGACUAACCAUUCAGUGCCGCGAAGCAACUUACUUUAGUAAUUCGUUGUAAUAUUGGGCGAAUCGAAGGCUAUAGUUGAUCGAAAUUGAGCCAUUUUAUGUUUAAACGUUUCAUUUCGGUUUGGCUGACUCGAAUAAUUAAUUAAUCGUUGUAAAUGGUGUAUUUUUCGGUCCUAUAAUCACAGUCAGUCGAAACGGAACAACGCGAAAGAAAUUUUUAAAUAGAAAAUGACUUUUAAAAAUAUUUAACUCGUUGUUUAUUUGACUGACCUGUCGUCAUUGCUUUUAUAGUGUACAGAGUUAACGCGAACACGAAAGAUCCGUUCAAUGUCGAUGUAAAUACGAUGCAUUUGAUUAAACAAAAUUGUACAUAACAAUUGUUUUCGAUAAAAAUUGUAGCUGCUGGUCGAUCUGGUAGUUAAUAUUAAUACAAAGCGAAGAAAAAGAGGUAAUUAGAGGCACUGAAUGCGUUACGAGCGUCGCCCUGGAACAACCUGUAAAAUUGCGCUAGCGUUUAGCCAGAAAUAUUUUGUUUAACGAGGAAGUAACGAAAGAUUGCUGGAGAUUCGACUAAAGAGUCUCUAAAGAUGGAGGAAAUGUUAUUUUUUCUGAUUAUCGAUAACGAAUCCUAGUAAUGCCAUAUUUGUCUCAUUUUCUGUUUCACGCGUGUACGAAAAUUUUCUCGACGGAAGAUGCGUACACCGGUAAAACAUUAGUUGAGACGCUAUUAUUUACAAUUACUUUGUAUUAAUUGUCAUUGAUAUCAUUAUACGCUACGAAUAUGUUGUAAUGAUUAUUGUGUAACACAUGAAUGGCGUUUAAUAGAGUAUUUAUUGAAAUUAA